UGUGAGCGUCUCGGUCCCGUUCCUCCACACAUUGACAGAAACAGAAGAAGACGUGCUGCAGUUUUUCUGAUUGAUGAUCUGAGCUCUCCGACUCUACUAAUCAUCUUUACAUUCAAAUAUUUCUGACAGGGUUUUACCUCCACAGUUCCAUCUGAUCCGUUGUGGUGUAUUUCAGGUGCUUAACUGUGUUCUGCUGGAAAGAUCAAGGCACAUGUGCCGUCCUGCUGCAAGUCUUCUUUUGCUGUCCUCUUUCCUACACAUCUUUUGUUUUACCUUUAAAAGAACAUCAAAAGAUGAAUUCAGAAGAAAUUAAAUGUGAGAAUCUGGAACCUACAGAAAGCUUCAGUAGUCAGCAAAGUUCAUCUGAUACUUUUAACACCAACACCUCUCAGAGCAAAAAGAAAAUACACAGCUGCUCUCAGUGCGGGAAAAGUUUCAGUCAGAAGAGUUAUCUCACAACCCACCAGCGGAUUCACACCGGAGAAAGGCCGUAUGAGUGUUCACACUGUGGGAAAUCUUUCAACCUGAGCAGUAUUCUCAGAAAACACCUGCGGACUCACACAGGAGAGAAACCGUAUCAGUGCUCACAGUGUGGGAAGUGUUUCAGCCUCAGGAACACUCUGAAAAGACACCAGCGAAUCCACACAGGAGAGAAGCCGUAUCAGUGCUCACAGUGUGGAAAGAGUUUCACUGAGAGAGGUAGUCUCAGACAACAUCAGCGAAUUCACACAGGCGAGAAGCCGUACGGCUGCCCAGAGUGCGGGAAAACAUUUUCAGUCCAGGGUAGUCUCCAGCAUCACCAGCGCAUUCACACUAAAGAUAAACCAUAUCAAUGUUCAGAAUGUGGGAAGACUUUUAGAAAAGCAGCCCAUCUCCAAGCACACCAACAUGUUCACUCUGGAGAGAAGCCAUUUUAUUGUUCAGUAUGUUGGAAAGGUUUUAGUAGGCACGGUUGUUUCCUGCGACAUCAGCUCAUUCACACAGGAGAGAAGCCGUAUCAGUGUCCCCAGUGUGGUAGACGUUUUAGGAGGCGUUGUCAUUUACAGCGUCACCAACACCUACACACUGACGAUAAACCAUUUCAUUGUUUAGAAUGUGGGAGGAGUUUUAGAGUAGAACCUGAUCUCCAAACACAUCAACAUGCUCACACAAGAGAGAAGCCAUAUCAGUGCUCACUGUGUGGGAAAAGGUUUAGGAACCGUAGUCAUUUUCAACGACACCAGCGCGUUCACUCCUCAGAGAAUAAUGAAAUUCACCACUGCUCACAAUGUGGGAAGAUUUUCAGUCAGAAGAGCACUCUCAAAGAACACCAGCAAAUUCACACAGGCGAGAAACCGUAUCAAUGUUCUCAGUGCGGGAAACGCUUCAAUCAAAAGAGUGCUCUAAAAAAACACCAGUGUACUCACUCUGGACACAAGCCGUAUCACUGCACAAACUGUGAAAAAAGUUUCAGCCAGAUGAGUACUCUCAAAGAACACCAGCGGAUUCACACAGGAGAAAAGCCAUAUAGAUGUUUACAGUGUGGGAAAAGUUUCAGUCAAAAUGGGAAUCUCAGAAAACACCAGCGGAUUCACUCUGGAGAGAAGCCAUAUCAGUGCUCACAGUGCGGAAAGAGCUUCAUUAGCCAGAGUGACCUCCAGCGACACCAACGCAUUCACUCAGGGGAGAAGCUGUAUCAGUGUUUGCAGUGUGAGAAAAGUUUUAUUGAGAGCGGUAAUCUUAUAAAGCACCAGCGAGUUCACACAGGAGAGAAACCGUAUCACUGCUCACACUGUGGGAAGUGUUUUACACAAAAGAGUAACCUCCAAAAACACCUGCGCAUUCACACAGGAGAUAAACCCUAUUACUGCUUAGAAUGCGGAAAGAGUUUUACUCAAGGAACCGAUCUCCAAAUACACCAGCGCGUUCACACAGGGGAGAAGCCGUAUCACUGCUCACUGUGUGGGAAAAAUUUUACCAGCCAGAGCAAUCUUUUGCGCCAUCGACGCAUUCACACAGGAGAGAAGCCGUAUCAGUGCUCGCAGUGUGAGAAGAGUUUUAUUGAGAGAGGUAUUCUCAUACAGCACCUGCGAAUUCACACAGGAGAAAAACCUUAUCAGUGCUCACAGUGUGGAAUGAGUUUCACACAAAGGGGUAAUCUCCGAAAACACCUACACGUUCACACUGGGGAAAAGCCGUACAAGUGCUUAGAAUGUGGGAAAAGUUUUAUACAGGGAGCUGAUCUCCAAGUUCACCAACACAUUCACACAGGGGAGAAGCCCUAUUACUGUUCAGCAUGUGGGAAGAGUUUUACUAGACAUAGCAGUUUCCAACGACAUCAGCGCAUUCACACUGGAGAGAAACCGCAUCAUUGCUUGGAUUGUGGGAAGAGUUUCGUUGAGAAAAGUAAGCUCCUAAAACACCAAAGAAUUCAUACAGUGGAGAAUUUUAGUCAACAUCGUAAUCCACAUGAACAUGUUCACACCACAGAGAUCGAGGACAUUCCACAGUACUAAUCAUGGGUCAAAUGGAACCUUUAAAAGGUUUUAUACAUUCUUUAUACAUUGCAUGUUCCUUCUUUGCUGGAGGAGGUUAUGGGGGUUUAUCUUUAUGAAAUUAUGAAACUUCAUACAGUGUGGAAAUGAACAGUGUAAGUAUUCCAAAGCAUUUCAACUUCACUAAUCAAAUGACCACAUGUAUUUUAUAUUUUAUUCUUAUUUCAUGGGCACUUUUUUUGAAAGUAUUAAUAGUGUAAAACUGGCAAUAUCAAUUCUAUACUUUAAUUGUUGCAAUUCCAAGACGGAAUGCUCUAAUAGUUGUUACACAUUUAGAGCACUGUGGACUGAAAGAAAUUAUAUACAUUAAAAAGUGGAAUUUGGUUAGGUAUGUGAAUAUUUGUUUAGAAAUAAUUGUUGAAUAAAAUGUCCACCCCCCUUUACUGCCCCACCCCCAUGUCUGAGAAGCCAAUUUUUUGUGAACCUAAUUUAGGAAAGGUCAAAUACUGUGCCCUUAUUUCCAUAGUGAGAUGAACAUUUGGGCUAACCCUCUGGCCUUUUUCUCUUUUUCAUGUUUCUCAUUCCUCUCAACUAAAUAAUAUACACUUUUGGUCUUUGAUUAAAAUAAAGCAGUAGUUUUUGAAACAUUCCUCAAAUGCCACACAGCCAAAUGAAACAAUGAUGUGAAUUCUCAAUUCAUUGCAUGUCACUUUUUAUUAAAACCUACAACUUAUCAGAUUUAUUACUUUCAACAAUGAGGUAUCUUCAAUUAUCAAAAAAUUUGUGGAUUUUUUAAUUUCUUGUAAGCUUACGCACACAAACACACUUUAAAAGGGCUUAGGACCGUUUUAAGUGACACAGAGGAACAUUCACACUACCUGGAUGUUUCAGGUAAACAUGCUCUUGACAUUUGAGAUACUACAAGAAAUAAAUAAGACGACCUUCCUGUCCUGAUUUAGGACAAGCGUCAUAAAUUAAUGCUUGUUGCUUUUUUUUAAGAGCUUGACAAAUUGACCAACUGUAAGUAUAAACUGUUGCACAACAUAUGCAUAGAUGUGCUACAUACU
Messenger RNA from Tachysurus vachellii, 3541 nucleotides. RefSeq names its product zinc finger protein OZF-like. The record is from RefSeq and is a predicted model, not a curated record. Gene Ontology annotation, biological process: regulation of transcription by RNA polymerase II. Gene Ontology annotation, molecular function: RNA polymerase II cis-regulatory region sequence-specific DNA binding; DNA-binding transcription factor activity. Lineage: Eukaryota; Metazoa; Chordata; Actinopteri; Siluriformes; Bagridae. The coding region runs from base 294 to 2495 and encodes 733 amino acids. The transcript is spliced from 3 exons.